Sparassis crispa is the source of this 1584-nucleotide messenger RNA. RefSeq lists its product as hypothetical. The record is from RefSeq and is a predicted model, not a curated record. Gene Ontology annotation, molecular function: protein binding. Bases 1 to 1584 code for a protein of 527 amino acids. The transcript is spliced from 4 exons. Lineage: Eukaryota; Fungi; Basidiomycota; Agaricomycetes; Polyporales; Sparassidaceae.
AUGGCUCCUGCGAAGAAGCGGCAGUCAAAAGGCAAGCAGAAAAAUGGUAAGGCGAAGGCGAAGGCGUUCGGUCUACCCUUUGAGAUUACAGCAGCAAUACUGGCUCUUCUCGACUUCCGAGAUAUUUUGAUGUGCCAGCGGGUGUCAAAAGACUUUAACCAGGUCAUCCGAGAAAGCGUUCAGCUGCAAUACACCAUUGAAUUAGGCGUAGCGAAUUAUGUGGAUGGUCCGGCAGAGGCCAAGCUGGCCGUGGGUGACCGACUCAAGCUGCUGAAGCAGAGUCAGGAGACGUGGAAAGAUUUUGACUUUAAACUGAAGAAGCUAAUAGAGCCGGGGAAAGCUGUCAAUCAGUGGGCUUUCUGCGGCGGGGUGCUCGUCCUCACCUAUUUGGAUGACAACACGCAAACCACGAACAGAAAUUACCAGUAUUUCGACAACAUUAUGGUAUGCUAUGUCCGCAGUGGGGGACCCGAACCCGAAUUUGAGACUUGUUGCUUCGACGAGACGUUCACGGAUUUCGCCAUGGACCCUUCCCAAGAUUUGAUCGUGCUCUGGGAUCGUAGUUCCGUCUCUGAUGAGGAUGGCUUAUCCAUCUCUUUCCGCACACUCUCUACUCUUGAUCCUCACGACCGUGCGAAGGACGGUUAUGUGGAUUUGCCCUUUCACGACCCUGGAGGCGGAGAAUCAGUUCAGAUAUUUGGUGACCUCGUCGUAGCAAUUGGAUUUAUGUCUUCAAAGAUCAUUCUAAUGGACUGGACCACCGGAGCGAAACGGACUCUAUCUGGCUGUUUUACUGGUGGCUGUCUGCUGUCCGACAGUUGUCUAGUCGUCGCGAAAAUGGUUGCCGAGAAAAAGGACCUUUGUCUCGAUGUUUACGCCAUCAAACGCACAAAGAAGCAUGCGCUGACUCUUACCUUGGCCGCUCAUUUUGAGCUGCCCGCCCUCCGAGAACAAAUGGUCUGCGAUAUCUCGUUCGCCUCAUUUGGUUCCAGCGCUUCGAGUGGAAUUCCUGCGUCAGAUGGCGAGCCUGAUCCAGCCCGUCCGUUCUCCACCUCCCCUAUACCGUCGAUGGUGUUACUAAAGCUUCGAGUCGACCAUGAGUAUGGUCACUGGCUUCCGGGGAAUUACGCUGUUUUCGCGGAGACAAUAUUAUUCCUGUCUGUCGUGGGGGAUGUCCUGUCGCACCGCAAGAGGAAGCCUACUACAUUUUCUUGGGAAGAAUGGGGUCCAGAUUCGACGUGGUGGUUCGAUGGGAACACUGUAGGGUCGGAUACGGAGUGGAAGGAAGCCAGAUGGAAGGACGCCAUGCAUGGCUUCCGUGUGAUGCUUCCCGACAGCAUCUUGGAUUUCAACGUCGUCGAUAUUAUGCGCUCACUGGCCGAGUUAUCGGCGGAGGACGAGGAUUCGGAUGCCGAAUUUAUGUACGAAACGGACUGGCACACCACUAUAAAGAAGGGGACGGUUGCACCAGAUUCGGAUACCUAUUUCGUAAAGAAGGUCCGGACGUAUGCUCCCUACCGUCGAACGGAGCUCUCGGAGACGUCGUUGUCAGAGAGCUACUACUUUUAUAUGCUGGACGAAUAG